AAUAAAGUGCAAAUCUAUAAAUUGAGCUAAGCGAGAUUUGUUUUUCCAUUGUGUCGAAACUAGUCCAGGUGAAGUGAGGUCUUGAAAUGUUGAAAAUCUGUGUGCCAUUGGCACUGCUUGCGGUUGCUUCAUUGGCAUGGCCGGUGGAUCAAAGUGUUCGUGCGUUCGAUACUUACCGCCUUCCGAAUCAAACCGUACCAACGCACUAUGAUCUGUAUCUGGAUACAAAUUUGCAUCUGGCGGAUUUAGACUACAGUGGUAAUGUGAAAAUUAGAAUCCAAGUGCUUGAGAGUACAUCUCAGAUCGUACUGCACAGCAAGCGUAGUGAAAUUGUGAGAUUAGAAUUGCGCAACAGCAAUCAGUUGGCGAUUAGUUUAAAGAGUUUUGAGAUGGAUGCGGAUAAAGAUUUCUUGAUUGUUAACACCAAGGAGACUUUGCCGGCGGGAUCUACAUACGUUCUGGACAUAGACUUUACCAACAGUCUUGAUCGUACCGAUGCCGCUGGAUUCUAUCGAUCGUCUUAUGUCAACGCAGAAGGAGUUACCAAGUUUCUUGGAGUGACUCAGUUCGAGUCUACCGACGCCCGAUCGGCUUUCCCUUGCUUCGAUGAACCUGGAAUCAAGACAACUUACAGUGUACAGAUCGCUUGCGGUUUGGAUUACAACGCAAGAUCCAACGCUCCGGCCUUAGGAAUUCAGCUUUUACCAGCAGGCAAGAAGCUCACUACGUUCCAAACGACUCCACGAAUGCAAACCUACCUGUUGGCGUUCCUGGUUUCCGACUUCAUCAGCGAACGGCAAGUCGUGUUCCAGCCUCAUCAGAUUGCCGUCUCGACGUUUGCUCGACCAACUGCCAGCCAUCAGCUGACGUACUCCGUAGACGCUUCGGUACGAUUCCUGCGGGAGCUGGAAAUCUACUUCGAUCAACGGUAUGCCAUGUCGAAGAUUGACAACGUAGCCAUCGCCAACAGUGACUUCGCAGCAGGUGCCAUGGAAAACUGGGGACUGGUCACGUAUCGUGAAUCGACCAUUCUGCUCGACCCGGAAAGCCAGGGCGAAAGCCAACAGCUACAGGUGGUAGGAAUCGUGGGACACGAAUAUACCCAUCAAUUCUUUGGAAACCUAUUGGCACCGCAGUGGUGGUCGUAUCUGUGGCUGAACGAAGGCUUCGCUCGUCUAUACCAGUACUACGUAUCGGAAUUCAGUCACCCGGAGCUGAAAAUGCGCGAUCGCUUCGCCUCUGUUCGGGAAUCGGCUUUGAACUUGGAUGCCAGCGCAACGGUUCGGCCAAUGACGUACUACGUGGAAACUCCAGGGGAAAUUAGCAGGCUGUUUGACAAUAUUGCAUACGCCAAAUCUGCAAGUGUUCUGCGAAUGAUGAACUAUGCCAUCACCGAGCCCACUUUCCAGAAGGGUCUUCGGUACUACAUCCAGCAAAACAAGGACCACGGAGUGGCGAACGAAGAGAAUCUGUUCGACAGCCUAGAACAGGCGGCCAAGGAAGACGCCCAGCUGCCUCAGAGUUUGACGAUGCAUGAAAUUUUCCGAUCAUGGUCCAACCAGCCUGGCGCCCCCGUCGUAACUUUCAAGCGUGUUGGAGACACCAACGAGUUCGUGUUCAACCAAGAGCGGUUCUACAACACUCCUCCGGAAACUCCCGGACAGCAAUCCUGGUGGAUCCCGAUUUCGUUCUUCACGCCUAGCAGCAACGGACAGUACAAUUCCAGUGCUGCUUUUUGGCUGCCUCCACACGUGUCCGAUUUCAGUUAUCGUAUUGACGUGGCCGAGAGCGAAACCCUCCUGGUUAAUCCUCUUGCCAGAGGAUACUACCGUGUGAACUACGAUGCGCAAACCUGGGAGAACAUCAUCUCCAACUUGUACGAAUCCCCGGAAAAGUUCCACCGCUUGACGCGUUCGCAACUGGUCGACGACGCGAUGAAUUUGGCCCAUGCAGGCAAACUGGACUACUUCACAGCGUUCCAGGUGUUCGACUACUUGAACGAGGAAACCGAUUUCAUUCCAUGGAGUACCGCAUCUAGCAAUCUCCAAUUCUUGAAGCGUAUGCUACGUCACGACAGCGAAGCCUUGGCAAAUCUGGAGAGUUACAGCUCAAUGCUGGCUGCCAACCUGCUUGCCACUUAUGGUCUCGAGUCAAUCAAGGGCGAGUCUGCAGAUGACGAAAGUGCGCGCUUGAUAGCGCUGGAAUGGGCCUGCAACAGCGAUGAGUCCUGCCAAGCGGAAGCAGCCCAAAAACUGCGAUCAUCGCGACGUAGUCAAACUUUCACUAUUGGCUCCAAGACGGAACAACUACUGGUUUGCAGCCAGAUGCGUAAAGCAGACUACAGUGACUUUUCGAUGAUGCUUAGCAGCUUGAAAAAUACCCGGGACUCCAUUUCCCGGUCUUAUUUAGUCGAUACUAUCUCUUGCGUGGAAAACGGGCAAUCCAUCAAUAAGUUGCUGAACGCCCUCAAAUCGGAUGACUUUGGUGCUGCGGAAAAGGUGCAAGUUUUAAAAUCGGUCUACAGCAAUUCUCUAACCGGACUGAAUGCCAUCAUCGACAUGUUCGAUUCCACCACGAAUGUCGCCGAAAACAUGAACAUCAACAAGCGCCAACUGCACGCCCUGCUAGAAGACAUGGCCGAGUAUACCGUCCAGCCGGAGAGCGCCGAGAGGUUCGCCGAGUUCGUCAAACGAGAAGCACCCACUCAUCUGGUUCACACAAUCCAAGCCAAGCUGCGCGAGAACGAAAGCUGGAUCCGGAGAAACGCUGCCAUUGUUUCCGACAUGCUGAAAACCCCGCCACAGAUAGACAUGUGAUCGAUAUCAGUCAGACACGCGCCCCGAGGAGUUCUCCACCCGCGCAACGUUCGCCCGAUUAAAUCUAUUCAAUAAAAAAAAAAGAUGAUUGUUUUCUUCGGAUUUGUCCAUAUAUCCGCCGCCAAGCGUAGGUGAUACAAUAAACGAAGAAAGCGAUAA
Messenger RNA from Aedes aegypti (yellow fever mosquito), 2975 nucleotides. RefSeq names its product aminopeptidase N. The coding region runs from base 87 to 2816 and encodes 909 amino acids. Gene Ontology annotation, biological process: peptide catabolic process; proteolysis. Gene Ontology annotation, cellular component: cytoplasm. NCBI's taxonomy places the organism in Eukaryota, Metazoa, Arthropoda, Insecta, Diptera, Culicidae. The transcript has 7 exons. The record is from RefSeq and is a predicted model, not a curated record. Gene Ontology annotation, molecular function: metalloaminopeptidase activity; zinc ion binding; peptide binding.